AUGGCGACCCUAAUCCCCUCAAUAGCCUGUCUAGGCGUAAUAGGCCGUAACAACAACCCCCUCCACAUCCAAAUCUUCCCCUCCUACGACCCCUCCACCAACACCUACAUUCCCGCGCGCACCUCGCUGCAGUUCCACCUCCUGCUCUCUUCGACGCUAGACGUCUUCGACCUGCGCGCGCGCCGCAACGCCGCCGCGGGCGUCGGGCUUUCCGGUGACUUUGGCUUGCUACAUGCGGUCGACGACCGCUUGGCUGCGUACGGGUUCGAGACGAAUACGGGAACCAAGUUUGUCGCGGUUGUAGAUAUGAGAGGGAGGAGGGUUGAUGGACGAGCUGGCCACGGUGGUGGUGCGCAUGGGGUGGGGGGGCUGCAGGGAGGAGGAAUAGCAGGAGGAGGAGGAGGGGCGGCGGCGGCGGCGGCGGCGGCUAGUAGUGUUGGUUUGAGGGAGGGGGAGAUGAAAGUUGUCUUCAAAGCGAUGCAGACGGCGUAUAUCAAGUUGCUGCAGAACCCGUUCUUCGAUCCGGACGAGCAUUCGCCGCUUACGGGGACAGGCGGCAAGAAGAUUACGAGCAAGAAGUUUACGGAGGAUAUGAGGAGGAUAGGGGAGAACUGGGGACCGGGUGCGACGGUUCUUUGA
Sordaria macrospora k-hell is the source of this 639-nucleotide messenger RNA. RefSeq lists its product as uncharacterized. Lineage: Eukaryota; Fungi; Ascomycota; Sordariomycetes; Sordariales; Sordariaceae. Gene Ontology annotation, biological process: endoplasmic reticulum to Golgi vesicle-mediated transport. Gene Ontology annotation, cellular component: TRAPP complex; nucleus; cytoplasm. The record is from RefSeq and is a predicted model, not a curated record.